AUGUUACUCACAAAUACGGCUUUUACCUACAUGGUGAACCAUGUUUUCCUGCCCCCCAAGCUCCCUGAAGGAGAUGAUUGGGAAGCCAGCCACAGCAAGGCACUGCAGUCGAACAUCAUGGCGUGCAUCGAGAAGUUUGCGACCUACGUUACAUUUGGCAAUCGUGCGUUGAUGCGAUCUGCAGCUUCAAUGAUUCGACGCAUGACCCAAGCCCAGAACGAGCAUGGUUAUAUACACUGUGAUAAGUUCGAGCAGGUCCUCGACGAGAUCGGCGAAAAGGUCUCUGGAGAAGCAGUUUGUAUCAACGUCGUUUUUCAAAACGCCGGUGUUCUAAUCGGCAGACAUCAAGACUCGGUAUACGUCGAGUCCUUCGAGCUGUCACCACUCAACUCAGCUGUCAUAAAAUCGCCUGGUAGGCUUCGCCGCUACUUUCCGGGGCCUGCCAUGGCCAUUGAGCUGGGAGCGUUUCGUGACCGGGAGUUCCAGAAAUCUUUUGCAAAGGUUCUGCACAAACUUUGCCACCAGAGCUGCCCCGACACUUGUCCUCUGGUCAAAAAGGCCGGACAACUACACGAGGAGACACGUGACACCGUCGACCCGGUGUACGUAACCGAAUUCAUGACUGCCUUUUUGGGGCCUGUCACCAAGCAUGUUGAUGACAUCUCGCAAGGAGUCUGGAAGAACACACGUGAUGAAAUCAUAUGGCACAAAAGUUACAUGCCCUGGCGCCGAUCGCCAGUGUGGCUGCUUCUCCGGGUCUCCCUACAACUCCUUCUUGGCCACGAAGCAGGGUCGACAUCCCAGGCUAAAUGCCUCUACAAGUCAUUGAUGCUAUUUUUUACUGCGUCGUUGUUCAUAGACGGUUUUUUUCACCAAGACCUGUCUAGCGACGUGAUCGAGAUCAUGAGGUUCAAGGUUGUUCGACGUAAACACAAACUACUUGCUGCUUUCCAGGGUGAAGUGGAAGAACGAGUAAUUUUAUUCGCAGACAAGGCAAUGACUGACGCCGCUCGAGAGUUAAUCAACCGUCAGCGUCCUUUUGUUGCAAACGAAAGCCCCGACAAUAAGCUACGUCGUUUUGAGUCGGUCAAUUUUGUCAAUGACACGGUUCACAGGUUGAAGAACCUUGACGAAUUUAUCAAUUCCAUAUCAGACCGGACUAUGAGCCUGGAUAGAGCGUCUUUCUGCCCGCCCGCGUACAUGUCAACUUUGAGCAGAGGCUCAUUGCCUGAUCUCUCUGGAUGGUCGACUUUCGAUAUUCAUGGCUAUACGGCCUUCUGUCUUGCAGAGGUCGAAGCAUGGGUUUCCGACCACCUGGAUGACUGGCUAAGCCAUGCCAUGAUAAGUGAAAAGUCGUGUUCCGAACUCUCUAACCUGAUCACAACCUAUGAGAGAAUCGCUACAUCGGUUUACAAGACAAACUCCGAAGGAAGGUCAAUCAUGGUACUGGUCCUGAUUGAACUUUGGGUUGUUUGCGACAAAAUAGCAACAGGUCAGAUCCCACUGCUGGGGCAAUAUGACCCUUGCAUUCCUGCAGGACUGUUCGAAUCCUUCCUGCUGCCCUUCCGUGAACAAAUGGCGAGAUUGAACAGGGUAGAAAAAUACCUCGAAAGGCGGUGUAGGGCAGCCGACCAGUUGCUUCCUUGUAUUCUCAGCUCGUUUGGUGAUACCCAGUCCUUUGCCGUACACUUCUACAGCCAAUCGACCCAUUACCAGAAUAUGCUGGUCGAGAUAGAGUCCAAGGCUGCAAAGCAGCGCACAGCGAAGAUCGCCGAGCUUUCCAAAGUUCAGGCAGAGUAUCGGCGCCUUCACAACCUUUUCGAGUCAGAAAGCUGUCGAUAUGUCGAGCUGUUGCAACUCUCUCCCGUACACAAAAUUUUCAGUAUGGGCGCACGGACCAUGCUGUUAACGUUUGCGCGGGACUUCCGCCUGUAG
Messenger RNA from Pyricularia pennisetigena, 1935 nucleotides. RefSeq lists its product as uncharacterized. The transcript is spliced from 2 exons. The coding region runs from base 1 to 1935 and encodes 644 amino acids. Lineage: Eukaryota; Fungi; Ascomycota; Sordariomycetes; Magnaporthales; Pyriculariaceae. The record is from RefSeq and is a predicted model, not a curated record.